Molecule: messenger RNA, 482 nt
Organism: Anastrepha ludens (Mexican fruit fly)
Lineage: Eukaryota; Metazoa; Arthropoda; Insecta; Diptera; Tephritidae
Exons: 2
Coding region: 97-432 (111 amino acids)
Source: RefSeq, a predicted model, not a curated record
UUAGAGUAGGAUUUUAACGAUCACACAGUACCGCUAGAUGGCGCUAAAGUGAUAAACAACCAUCAGGUGUUAUGUACAAAUCUAGAAUAACCUAAAAUGUCGCGAAAGUGUAAAUAUGAAGCUUAUGCAUUUUGUUAUAUAUGUGGACAAUUUAUUAAAGCUCGAGAUAUAAAAUAUGAAUUAAAUACAUCUCACGUCCCCUGUGAAGCCUACGAAUCAUACUUUGGCUAUCCUGUUCGAAAUCAGGGGAAGACAUGGGCUCCACAUGUUGCUUGUAGCUACGGUAAAAGAUGUUUGGAAGAUGAAAAUUGCGACCUGCAUCUUUCCCGCCGCACGACACAUGCACACUCGAGGCGCCUCGGCAAAAUGCAUGUACCGUCUCUGUAUGCUGCAAUUAAUAACGUUAUGGCCAACAUGAAUAAGGAGCAUUAGAUUCGGGCAUGCAAUCGUUUCUCAAAGUGGAUGGAGCAGUUUAUUGCAGG